AAACUUCCUAACGACCGACCGACCAUCACAACAUUUUGAGGAUGUUUCAGCUGCCUCAUUUCCACGGAACACUCCUCAAAGUGGUCCAAACCAGUGGACAACCAUUCACACAUCUCGUAAACGUGCGACCAUAUCGACCCUUGUGAGUGAAGUUAAAGCCAGACAUGCAGAAGUAUGAGAAGCUAGAAAAAAUUGGCGAAGGCACUUAUGGAACUGUAUUCAAGGCCAAAAAUAAAGAAUCUCAAGAGAUCGUGGCCUUGAAGCGGGUUCGUUUGGACGAUGAUGACGAGGGUGUUCCAUCCUCGGCUCUGCGAGAGAUCUGUCUCCUAAAAGAGCUCAAACAUCGGAAUAUCGUGCGACUUCACGACGUGCUCCACUCAGAUCGGAAACUGACCCUGGUUUUUGAGCACUGCGACCAAGAUCUCAAGAAAUACUUUGACUCGCUCAACGGCGAGAUUGACGUGGAAGUGGUCAAAUCGUUCAUGUUUCAGCUCUUGCGAGGGUUGUCGUACUGCCACAGUCGGAAUAUUCUGCAUCGCGAUCUCAAGCCGCAGAAUUUGUUGAUCAACAAAACAGGCGAGCUCAAGUUGGCGGAUUUUGGCUUGGCGCGGGCUUUUGGGAUCCCCGUGCGGUGUUACUCGGCGGAAGUGGUCACAUUAUGGUAUCGGCCUCCGGAUGUCCUGUUUGGGGCCAAAUUGUACACCACGUCUAUCGACAUGUGGUCGGCCGGAUGCAUUUUCGCAGAAUUGGCCAAUGCAGGGCGGCCUUUAUUUCCGGGCAGUGACGUGGACGACCAACUGAAACGGAUUUUCAAGCUCCUGGGAACGCCCGUGGAAGACAAUUGGCCGAGUAUGGGACAACUCCCCGAAUUCAAACAAUUCCCCAUCUACCAUCCCUCCAUGGCCUUCACUCAAGUGGUCCCCAAACUCUCUAGACGCGGCCGGGAUUUGCUCCAGCGCCUGCUCCAAUGUAAUCCCGGUCAACGCCUCUCCGCCGAUGAAUCCAUGGCCCAUCCCUACUUUCAAGACAUGAGUCCCAGUUCGAAAAGUGUUUGAUUCGUGGCGAGUCGUCCGUCAUUUCACGUGCUUGAUCGACCCUGGAUUGAAGAGAUGUCGCUUGAAAUUGAAUGAAAUAACAGUACGAUAGCGCGACGUUUUUCUAUCAAAUGGAGUUCUCCCAAUUGGAACCUGUUAACUUAUCAGAUCGAUCUUUUGUUUGUGAGAAAUAGAUCGAUCACCCAAAUUCUA
This is a messenger RNA of Tigriopus californicus, 1247 nucleotides long. It is a transcript of the gene Cdk5, whose product is annotated as cyclin-dependent kinase 5-like. Gene Ontology annotation, molecular function: cyclin-dependent protein serine/threonine kinase activity; ATP binding. The coding region runs from base 165 to 1055 and encodes 296 amino acids. Gene Ontology annotation, cellular component: cytoplasm; nucleus. The transcript is spliced from 6 exons. The record is from RefSeq and is a predicted model, not a curated record. NCBI's taxonomy places the organism in Eukaryota, Metazoa, Arthropoda, Copepoda, Harpacticoida, Harpacticidae. Gene Ontology annotation, biological process: neuron apoptotic process; synaptic vesicle transport; protein phosphorylation.